Aspergillus melleus is the source of this 2091-nucleotide messenger RNA. RefSeq lists its product as uncharacterized. Gene Ontology annotation, biological process: regulation of DNA-templated transcription. The record is from RefSeq and is a predicted model, not a curated record. Gene Ontology annotation, molecular function: DNA-binding transcription factor activity, RNA polymerase II-specific; zinc ion binding. NCBI's taxonomy places the organism in Eukaryota, Fungi, Ascomycota, Eurotiomycetes, Eurotiales, Aspergillaceae. The transcript is spliced from 2 exons. Bases 67 to 2091 code for a protein of 674 amino acids.
GAGAUCUCAGCCAUUCGGUAGUCUCUGUACCAAUUCUGAACAUGCAGUAUUCCAUAUCCCGAAGUUAUGCCCGCCCGUCGACAAUAUUUGCGGACGGCGACCGGCACGAAGAAAGGGAUGAGGAAAGGCACCCGUAGUUGCCUGGCAUGUCGACAGCGCAAAGUCCGCUGUUGGUUCCCAUCACCGCAGUCUAGCGUGUGUGUCCAUUGCGCCCGUCGCAAAGCCGCCUGUGUGGCUCAGGGCCCUCAGCAUGAGCCUGAUUCUACUCCUGAAGAGGCAAUUGGGCGAACGAAUGAUCCUGGUCCGCCCAGCGCAAUUUCGAAUGAAGCUGUCUCAUUCUUUGAUGCCUUGGAAAGUUUGAAACGGAGGAUUGAUGCAUCCUUGAUGGACAGCCAGUUCCCGGACUCUCCAAACCAGCAAGCCAAGGCUUCUCAACCGUCCUUGGCCCCUGACUUGGUGCAAAGUGAAUGCGCCCCGGUCAUGCAGCUUCUCAAUCAUAGACUGGUAAGGAGUGCCAGUACGGUCCUUCCCGAUGACGCGGAGGAAAACAGUGAUGAUCCGAUGGAGUCGCCCCAUUUUCUCCGCGAGAUGUGUGCAACGCUUCCUUCCAAUCCUGAGAUUGCAACAAUUUUCAACUCUCGCAGCGGCUGGUGGGAAGUAUGGCGAGAGGCAUUCGGGCUUGCCUGGGGUCAUAUGAGCGACAGCUCGCUCGAGAAAUUUGCAACCCGCGCGGUCCGCUCUGGGAGGCCCUCUUCGCUUGGAAGCCUGCUGAUAUGCUUUGCCUUCAGCACCGGUGAGCACGACCGAUACCUCGCUCCGGUAGAACGCUGGGCCUUAUCCGACGAAGGACUCUCUGCUCACGAGGAGGACUUUCAAUGCAUGAUGGGCCUCGGACUCGGCCUUCUUAGCGCUCUUCAACCUCGUCGCGCAUGGAUCGUCUAUCGCAAGGCGAACACGCUUCUUCAGCUGGCGGGAAUUCACCGGACUCAUCGGCGCUCGGAAAGCCUUGACCUGGUCUUUUGGCAGUUGUUUGGUGCCGACCGCUGGGCUAGUCUUCUAGUCGGCUUACCUUAUUCAGUUCCCGAUCGUCUCUGCGACUUGUAUAUUCCCCCGUUAGACCAGUCGUCGCCCAUCAUCUUCCAUUCUCGGCAUAUGACCUUAUUAACAGGCCGCGUUAUUGACUGCCUUCAAUCUUCAGAGGGCCUGUCGCUGGCUGCGGUGGUCGCCGUAGGUGAAGAGAUCGAUAAGGUCACUUCACAGCUCCCUCGGGACUACCUGAGUAUGGGACAAAUUUUCGCCUGUCGGGAGGUGAAAGAGCAAAGCGCUCGGCUAUACCGUCUUAUGCAGAUAUACCAGCUCAAAACGUUCCUCUAUCUUCCUCUCUUCCUACAGGAUUGCGAAAUCGAACAGCGCCAGGAACAAAAUCUCUACCAAUCCCAGCGCCAUGGCGCUCGAUUUAGCCGAGUGGCCUGCGUGGAUAAUGCCCGGUCACUCCUAGAGUCCUUUCUAGCUCUAUACAACCUCGAUCCCGCCAAAGCAAUCAUGGACAACAGCGUAAAAUUGACCGGAUUCACUGCUCUCGCAGCUGCGGUGGUGGUAUUCCUAAAUCUUCUCGCCGACCAUCCGACAUCGACCGUAUCUGAAUCUGGCAAUGAAUCUGAUAGGAUUCUCAUCCGUAGGACCAUCGAGGUCCUUCAGACGCUGUCCGAAGGCCAGCCCCGAUCCCUAUGCGGACAGUGCCAUCAAGCUCUGGCGGAUCUCAUCCACAGUAGCCAGACCUUAAACCGAGGCGGUAGCCGACAGAUCGCCGUGCCGUAUUUUGGUUUGGUGGAAAUUAGUCGUGGGGGUGAUCAUGAGGCCUCCACGAACUCUAGUGGUACUCACGAGCAGCAUAUGGCUUCCCUAGAUUUCUUAACAGCUGAGCCAGAUCCUGGUGUCGAAAACAAUCAUGUUUCUGAUCUGUCGGAUAAUGAUCCGCUGGCAUUCCCGACAUUCUUCGACGAUGUGGUUUUCACUUAUGAGGGUCCUUGGGGCAUUCCUGACAUGGAGUCUUUCUGGCCGGGUCCAACUAUGGAUUACGGGGUUGAUUAA